This is a messenger RNA of Striga asiatica, 2706 nucleotides long. NCBI's taxonomy places the organism in Eukaryota, Viridiplantae, Streptophyta, Magnoliopsida, Lamiales, Orobanchaceae. The record is from the annotation of a GenBank genome assembly.
AUGCAUAUUUCUCUAUGGAAACCACUGUCUCACUGUGCUGCUCUACUGCUGGACAAGAAGAGCAGGCGAAAAGACGGGUCUGAACACUCGUCAGACGAAAUCAAGGCCAACAACCCUUCAAUUCUCAGAAAAUUGCAAGAGCACAAACUGAGGGAAGCACUUGAGGAAGCUUCCGAAGAUGGGUCCCUCGUCAAGUCCCAAGAUGUCGACUCUGAUUUACUGGCUAAUCAAGAUGAUGGCUUGGGUCGAUCCCGUUCUCUAGCCCGUCUUAAUGCCCAGAAGGAAUUUCUCAAGGCUACUGCUUUAGCCGCCGAGAGAAUAUUCGAGUCCCACGACUCGAUCCCUCGACUGAACGAGGCCUUCACCAAGUUUCUCACAAUGUACCCGAAAUAUCAGUCGUCUGAGAAAAUCGAUCAUUUGAGAUUGGACGAGUACUCGCACUUAUCGGCCUCCGAUUCAAAGGUAUGCCUCGAUUACUGUGGUUUUGGGCUUUUUUCGUUGCUCCAAACCGUGCAUUAUUGGGAAUCAUCCACGUUUAGUUUAUCUGAGAUAACUGCCAAUUUGAGUAAUCAUGCUCUGUAUGGGGGAGCUGAGAAAGGAACUGUGGAGCAUGAUAUAAAAGCCCGGAUAAUGGAUUAUUUAAACAUCCCUGAAAAUGAGUACGGGCUUGUUUUCACCGUGAGCCGCGGCUCGGCUUUUAAGCUUCUGGCCGAGUCGUACCCUUUUCACACGAACAAGAGGCUGCUGACGAUGUUCGAUCACGAGAGCCAAUCGUUGAAUUGGAUGGCUCAGAGUGCUCGGGAGAAAGGGGCGAAAGUUCAUAGCGCGUGGUACAAAUGGCCGACCUUGAAACUCUGUUCAACUGAUCUCAGGAAGCAAAUUUCAAACAAGAAACGGAGAAAAAAAGACUCGGCCACGGGUCUUUUUGUAUUUCCCGUCCAGUCGAGGGUGACUGGUGCAAAAUACUCAUACCAAUGGAUGGCUUUGGCUCAACAGAACAAUUGGCACGUCUUGCUCGAUGCUGGGGCAUUGGGCCCAAAGGAUAUGGACUCACUUGGGCUCUCUUUAUUCCGGCCCGAUUUUAUCAUCACGUCUUUUUACAGGGUUUUCGGGUACGACCCGACUGGAUUCGGUUGCCUUCUGAUCAAGAAAUCUGUAAUGUCGAGCCUGCAAAAUCAAUCUGGUCAUGCGGGCUCGGGUAUAGUGAAAAUCACGCCAGUUUUUCCAAUGUAUUUGAGUGAUUCCAUGGAUAAUAUCCCCGGGUUUGACGAGACGGAAGAAGCUAAUAGUGGAAACGGGGAGUUAAAUUCCGAAACUCGUCAGCGUUCGCAAAUGCCGGCCUUUUCUGGCGCGUAUACUUCUGCUCAAGUGAGGGAUGUGUUCGAAACCGAGAUGGAGCACGACAACAGCUCGGAUAGAGAUGGUGCAAGCACCAUUUUUGAAGAAACCGAGAGUAUAUCCGUGGGCGAGCUGAUUAAAAGCCCGGUUUUCAGUGAGGAUGAAUCGUCUGACAACUCGCUGUGGAUUGAUUUGGGCCAGAGCCCGAUGGGGUCCGACGAAACGGGCCCCCAUUCUAACAAACACAACAAGGGCUUCUCCUCUCCACUACCACCCGCUUGGUUUACUACUGGCCGCAAGAAUUAUAAUAAUAAUAAUAAGUUGAACUCCCCAAAAGUUUCGAAAUUAUCGAGCAGUCCAAUGUACGACACGCUGUCGUUCGAUGCCGCUGUUCGAUCCGUGUCUCACGAACCGGACCAUUUCAACGGCAUUCCCGAGGAAGAACAAUACCAAGAGGAGGAGGAUAAUCGUUAUUUUCACGAAAUCGAAGAAGAGCCCGAAAUCUGCAAGCCCACCUCGGAAAUAUGCCUCGAGAAAGAAAGUGCGAUUAGACGAGAGACGGAGGGCGAGUUCAGGCUACUCGAGAGGCGAGAAAGAAGUAGGAUUGCCGGAGGGAGAUUUUUCGGAAUAGACGAGCACGAACAACAACACGGGAGCAACAGGCGAAGGGUGUCGUUCAGCACAGAAGAAAAUCAUAAAGCCCAUCAAAGUCUCUUCCAAACCCUCGAUCCAACCGAAUUAUUGUCCGGUGAUGAGGAUGAUUACAUCAGCAACGGUCAAGACUCGGAAAGGGGUGAGCCCGAGAUAUCGUGCUGCCACCUGGACCACAUAAACAUGCUCGGCCUUAACAAGACCACCUCUCGACUCCGUUUCUUGAUCAACUGGCUCGUCACUUCUUUGCUGCAGUUGAGAUUGCCGGGCUCGAAUGGGACGCCACUUGUCCACAUCUAUGGCCCGAAAAUCAAAUACGAACGUGGGGCUGCUGUGGCUUUCAACGUGAGGGAUAGGAAUAACCGGGGUUUGAUUAGCCCGGAGGUUGUGCAGAAGCUGGCCGAGUCGAAUGGGAUUUCUCUUGGCGUGGGGAUUUUGAGCCACAUACGGAUUUUGGGUAGCCCUAAGCAUCAUCAUCAUCAUCAUCGAGGGAGUUCGAGUCUUGAUGAUACUACACUUUGCAUGCCAAUGGAGAAUGGUGGGAGGCACGAGGGUAAGAGCGGAUUUGUGAGGGUCGAAGUUGUAACGGCCUCUCUUAGCUUCUUGACGAAUUUCGAUGAUGUGUACAAGCUGUGGGCUUUCGUGGCUAAGUUUCUCGACUCGUCUUUUGUGAAAGAGGGUGUUCUUCCACCUGUGGCCGAGGAAGUUGAAGAAUGA